Folsomia candida is the source of this 1906-nucleotide messenger RNA. RefSeq names its product arrestin domain-containing protein 3. The record is from RefSeq and is a predicted model, not a curated record. Gene Ontology annotation, cellular component: cytoplasm. Gene Ontology annotation, biological process: protein transport. Lineage: Eukaryota; Metazoa; Arthropoda; Collembola; Entomobryomorpha; Isotomidae. The transcript is spliced from 9 exons. The coding region runs from base 186 to 1409 and encodes 407 amino acids.
CCGGAGCUGAUCCCGGGAAUAUGCUUUCUCCAUGCUCUGCUUUCUCCAGGAAGGCCAAGACUGAACUACUUGAGUCAAUAGAGAAAGAGUACAUAGAGUUUUAGCUGACUGAGAGAAAGGGCAUGGUCCUCAUCCGCCUCGCCUCCGCCCCCUCCGACCGUCUCUGAGCCCUCAGCAGGGCCAAGAUGGACCUUCGGAUUGAGCUCGAUAGCCCAGAGUCACCCCCCGAGCUGCUUGGAUGGGCUGGCUACUUCGAACCAGGAGGCACGGUCAGCGGCAGGGUCAUCAUUUGGAACAAGACCUUCCGCAACCAGGAGUUCAAGAAAGACUUGGAAAUAACUUUCACUGGAAAGGCAUGGACGGUGACGACGUCUUCAGUGGAGAUAUUUUUCACGCACAAACUGGAAUUAGGACCAAGGGUCAAUCGAUCCCGGAAACGCAACAGCGGCAUAAUUCAGCCUGGGAGAACAGACUACACAUUCAACUUCCGACUGCCUCCCUCCAUGCCCUCCACAUUCAAUGGGCGAUUCGGAAAGGUGGACUAUUAUGCCGCAGUGACGCUGUGUUCUCGUGGAGCGUUGGACAAGAGAGUCACCCUUCCGUUUAAUGUUCUCUCCAUGAAAGAUCUUAACGUGGACCCGAAAGCAGCUCGGUCAGCCAAGAUAAUUAUGGAAAAGUCGUUGGGCUGCCUCUGCUGUCGAAAUGGACCGAUUCGUGUCACGUUCGGAGUGCCCUUCAAGGGAUGCGUCCCCGGCGGCUUUCUCCAGUUCUCAGUGGAAAUCAUCAACCUUACAUCCCUCGAUUUGAAACGAGCCACAGUCAGCCUGAUCCAGGAGGCCACGGUGUGCAGUGGACGGACGAGCGAGAUUGACACGAAGGUGGUGUGUCGUAUGAAGGGGCCCUGCGUGAGGGCAGGAGAGACCAAACUCUGGGAAGUGGACAAUUUUCCAGUCCCGGUGCCAAGCGUUCCACCGAGCGACACGGACUCUUACGGCUGCGUCCAGUACAUUACCAUUCAAUACGAACUGAGGAUUAAAGUGGCCGUGAGAGACCUGGUGUUCGGCUGCUUCCAAGAGAGCGCCCUUUCCGGCAGUAUACCGAUUAUUGUGGGAACAAUCCCUUUAAUCGAGUCAGAGUCGGAGGGCUCCUCGUCCACCGUCGUCCUUAGCACGAGCAACACGGAUGCCAAUUUGGAUGAAAUCUCCGAAGUCUACAUGCCCACGUCCGCAAGUCGCUCGACGUCCAUCGAACUUCCCAAUUACGUUGACUCACAAAGACGGUACAACUCCUCCACGCGGUACAAGGACUCGCCACCACCGUCCUACAUCGAAGCGAUCGUGCGACAACAACAGAGUCAGGGGCAGAUGAUGCAGACCCACACUCGAGGUUCUCCCAGCAUACUCUUAUGAUCCAGGGUAUCACCCGUCGUCAUUGCGGAGCAACCGCGACGGGUGAUCCCCCUCAUGUCACGCCCCUCCGCCGUGACCACCACGCCAUUGAGCUCCUCCUCCGCCAACAAUGGGACAGGGAACACGGGCAGCAGCAGCAGCAGAAGCAACCGACGAAGUAUGGCCACAAAUGGAGGAGCUUCUUCCCUAUCAUCCACGGACAGCACUCCGACUUCUGUGGAGUCGGCCGCAUUAGUCUUCACACAGCAACCUAUUAGAUUGACUGGCGAGCAGGAGAGCUGGUUCUAAUCUGGUCGUCGUUAUGAUUUGCAUACACACACUUAAUUGCAACAAGUAAUAGAUAUCUCUCUCUCUAGUGGAAUAAGGGUGGCAGAACGCUAUAAUAAUUAAAGUGCUGAUUAUGAAUCGCUUUAUACCUGAACAAAUAAGCCUAAACCUAUGUUAGCGAUAAGUGACGGACGAUACAAGAAAUAAAAUUAUCGAACUUGCCGAAAUAA